AUCCCGCCUCUUCUGCUCUGUUUCUUCUUCUUUUUCUUUAUUACUCAUUAAACCACAAAAAAAAUGGCAAUUGCUUGGUCUGAGAAAGCUUCAUCAAUGGAGGUUCUGGCUAUGCCGCCUCCUCUAUCACCACCCGUCAUCCUAACCCAAGACGAGUUGAAGAAAAUCGCCGCCUACAAAGCCGUCGAGUUCGUCGAAUCCGGCAUGAUUCUGGGUCUCGGCACCGGUUCAACAGCCAAACACGCCGUGGAUCGAAUCGGCGAGUUGCUCCAUCUAGGCAAGCUCAAAAACAUCGUUGGGAUACCCACUUCUAAGAAAACACAAGAACAAGCUCUCUCACUAGGCAUCCCGCUCUCGGAUCUCGACAACCACCCCAUCAUCGACUUAGCCAUCGACGGCGCCGACGAAGUCGACCCGUAUCUCAACCUCGUAAAAGGCCGAGGCGGGUCACUUUUACGAGGAAAAAUGGUGGAAGGAGCUUGUAAGAAAUUCGUCUGCAUCGUCGACGAAUCCAAAUUGGUUAAGCAUUUGGGCGGCAGUGGUUUAGCCAUGCCGGUCGAAGUCGUCCCGUUUUGCUGGAAAUUCACCGCAAAUAAACUCCGAGAAAUGUUCGAGGAUUCGGGUUGCGUAGCUCAGCUGAGGAAUGAUUGUAAAGGGGAGCCAUUUGUGACUGAUAAUGGGAAUUAUAUUGUGGAUUUGUAUUUGAAGAAAGAGAUGGGGGAUUUGCGGGUGUCGAGCGAUGCUAUUCUUAGGAUUGCUGGUGUUGUUGAACAUGGAAUGUUUCUUGACAUGGCUACUACUGUUAUUGUUGCCGGUGAGCUUGGAAUCACUACAAAAAACAAGUAGGAUUUCACAUUGUUCAAAUAC
This is a messenger RNA of Hibiscus syriacus, 867 nucleotides long. Its product is annotated as probable ribose-5-phosphate isomerase 2. The record is from RefSeq and is a predicted model, not a curated record. The transcript has a single exon. Lineage: Eukaryota; Viridiplantae; Streptophyta; Magnoliopsida; Malvales; Malvaceae. Gene Ontology annotation, molecular function: ribose-5-phosphate isomerase activity. The coding region runs from base 64 to 846 and encodes 260 amino acids. Gene Ontology annotation, biological process: pentose-phosphate shunt, non-oxidative branch.